AUCCACCGAAAUACUAAACGGUAUAAGCAAAAAGCAUCAGCAAUAUGGUCAGAUUGACAGCUAGGUAUUACACAAUGGGACUAAUUAGCCUGGAAAGAAUAAUUGCACUACAAAAGAAGACUGCUAACAUAAGAAAUAUCUGUAUAUUAGCACAUGUGGACCAUGGAAAAACAACGUUAGCUGACUGCCUUAUAUCUAGCAAUGGGAUCAUCUCAAACAGACUUGCUGGAAAGUUACGUUACUUGGACAGUCGUGAAGAUGAGCAGAUCCGGGGCAUCACAAUGAAAUCUAGUGCCAUAUCUUUGCAGCACAAUGAAGGAGAUAAAGAAUACCUAAUCAACCUAAUUGAUUCUCCGGGGCAUGUGGAUUUUUCUUCUGAGGUCUCAACUGCUGUCCGUCUUUGUGAUGGGUGUAUCAUCGUGGUUGAUGCAGUGGAAGGAGUUUGUCCUCAGACACAAGCAGUAUUAAGACAAGCUUGGCUUGAAAAUAUUCAACCCGUACUGGUGAUAAAUAAAAUAGAUCGCUUGAUCACUGAACUCAAAAUGUCUUCUCAGGAAGCAUAUGCUCACCUCCAGAAGAUACUAGAGCAGGUGAAUGCAGUCACAGGAACUCUGUUUACAUCUAAGGUGUUGGGAGAGAUGGCUGAGAAGGAUAUAGACAGUAAGGCUUCUGCAGAAAACGUGGACGGAGAACAUGUUUAUGACUGGAGUGCCGGUUUGGAAGAAACUGAUGAUUCUCACCUCUACUUCUCACCAGACCAAGGCAAUGUGGUAUUUGCCAGUGCCAUAGACGGCUGGGGAUUUACUAUUGAUCACUUUGCACAGCUGUACAGCCAGAAAGUUGGUAUCAAAGCUGCUGUUCUGCUGAAGACACUCUGGGGGGAUUUCUAUCUGAAUUCUAAAGCUAAGAAAAUUAUGAAAGGAGCUCAGAGCAAAGGAAAGAAACCUUUAUUUGUGCAUCUUAUUAUGGAUAAUCUGUGGAGUCUGUAUGAUGCAGUUAUUAAAAGAGAGAAGGAGAAAAUAGAUAAAAUAAUUUCAUCUCUGGGAUUAAAAAUCAGCCCUCGGGAAUCCCGGCACUCUGACCCAAAGGUGCAUGUGAAUGCGAUUUGCAGUCAGUGGCUUCCGAUAUCAAAAGCUGUUCUUUCAAUGGUAUGUAGAAAGCUCCCGAGUCCCUUGGAUGUCUCUGCGGAAAGAGUGGAAAGGCUUCUGUGUGUUGGUGCCAGAAAGUUUGAUUCUCUGCACCACAAACUCAGCCAGCUGAAAAAAGAUUUUCUGCAGUGUCGAGGUGAGGAGACUGCACCAGUCAUUAUUUUUGUUUCCAAAAUGUUUGCUGUCGAUGCAAAAGCUCUACCGCAGAAUAAGGUGAGGCCAUUAACUCAAGAAGAAAUUGCACUGAGAAGGGAGAUUGCAAGACAGAGACACGCUGAAAAGAUGGCAGUCAAUCAGGGACAACAGCCUGCCGAGUCGGCUCCCUCCAGCAGUGAAUGUGAAAUGACUGCAAACAAUGAAAACACAAAAGGUGAUAAUCAGGUGCUCACCACAGAAAAAGAAAUGGUUACACAAAAGAGUGAGAAACAGGACGACGACGACAAGAGCUGUUUUAUUGCUUUUGCACGAGUAUUUAGUGGUGUUGCUCGUAGAGGGCAAAAGAUCUUUGUUUUGGGACCAAAAUAUGAUCCAGCUGGAGCACUACCAAAGUUGCCUCCCGACUGCACAGCUGCUAAUGAUCUGCCGACCAUCCCUCACAUGGCAUGUUGCACCAUUAACAAUCUUUAUCUUCUCAUGGGUCGGGAACUGGAGGACUUGAAUGAAGUGCCCGCAGGCAAUAUCUUAGGUAUUGGGGGACUGGAGGACUUUGUUCUGAAGUCCGCAACGUUGUCUACAUCCCCAGCAUGUCCGCCAUUUAUUCCACUGAAUUUUGAAGCAACACCAAUUGUUCGUGUAGCAGUUGAACCCAAACAUCCAAGUGAAAUGCCUCAGCUGGUCAGAGGAAUGAAGCUUUUAAACCAAGCUGAUCCCUGUGUAGAAGUUCUAAUACAGGAAACCGGAGAGCAUGUUCUUAUCACUGCAGGAGAAGUGCACCUACAGCGCUGCCUGGAUGACUUAAGAGAAAGGUUUGCAAAGAUUGAAGUCAGCUCAUCGGACCCUAUAAUUCCAUUUAGAGAAACGAUAAUAAGACCACCAAAAGUGGACAUGGUCAAUGAAGAUAUUGGAAAACAGCAUAAAGUGGCUGUCAUACACCAGGUAAAGGAGGAGCUAAAUAAGGCUCCAGAGGGUGUCCAGAUUGAUCCAGAUGGACUGGUGACUAUGACUACUCCAAAUAAAUUAGCCACACUUGGCGUCAGAGCAAUGCCACUGCCUGAGGAAGUAACUCAGCUUCUGGAAACCAACAGUGAUUUGAUUAGAACUAUGGAGCAGAUUAACUUGGCCUAUAAUGAGAGUAGCAGUCCCAUUUCAGUCAAUCAGAUAACCACAGAAAAAAUUCAUGAGUUUAAAUGUAAACUGGAACAACAUCUGCAGGGUAGAAGGUGGAGAAAUACUGUAGAUCAUAUAUGGUCAUUUGGUCCUAGACACUGUGGGCCAAAUAUUUUAGUGAAUCAUAUUGAGGGUUAUGAAAGACCAUCUGUCUGGCAGUGCCUUGACAAGAUAAAUAAAGAAAGAAAAUAUAGGAACUUGGACAACAGUAUAGUCAGUGGAUUUCAGCUGGUGACACUCUCUGGCCCAAUGUGUGAAGAACCUCUCAUGGGUGUCUGUUUCGUUGUGGAAAAACUGGUUAUGUCCAAGAUAAAGAUUGCAAAACAAGAUUCAGAUGAAAAUAUUGGUGCAGAGGAAGAACAAAGCGACAGAGAAACUACAUCUGUGUUAGCUGACAGCACUCUGAAAUCUUUACUUCAGGAAGGUGAAGCUGAUCCUGAAAGUCAGAGCGGUGCAAGAGCUUCUGAUAAGUCCAGCAGACGUAAAGGGGAGUUAUAUUUAUCAGACUGUUAUGGACCAUUCUCUGGACAACUAAUUGCUACUAUGAAGGAAGCAUGUCGGUAUGCAUUCCAAGUAAAGCCCGCAAGACUUAUGGCUGCCAUGUACACUUGUGACAUAAUGGCCACAGCGGAAGUGUUAGGUCGGGUCUACGGUGUCCUGUCCAAACGAGAAGGUCGUGUCCUGCUUGAGGAGAUGAAAGAAGGAACAGAUAUGUUCAUUAUUAAGGCGGUGCUGCCAGUGGCUGAAAGCUUUGGCUUGGCUGAUGAAAUAAGGAAGAGGACAAGUGGUCUGGCCAGCCCACAGCUGGUGUUUAGCCACUGGGAGGUUAUUCCAAGUGAUCCAUUCUGGGUACCAACCACCGAGGAGGAAUAUUUGCACUUCGGAGAGAAGGCAGACUCUGAGAACCUGGCACGGAAGUACAUGAAUUCAGUGAGGAAACGGAAAGGACUUAAUGUAGAAGAGAAGAUUGUGGAGCAUGCAGAGAAGCAAAGAACGCUGGGCAAGAACAAGUAACAAGAUGGAGACAUCGUUUUCAGGUUAUUCACGAGGAUAAUUUAUUGCAAUCGAUAUUUCAUUAUUUUUCAGAGUUUGUGAUCCGAUUUUAAUAAAGAUGACAGAUCAAACAAAUGAAACAA
Molecule: messenger RNA, 3610 nt
Organism: Bombina bombina (fire-bellied toad)
Lineage: Eukaryota; Metazoa; Chordata; Amphibia; Anura; Bombinatoridae
Gene: EFL1
Product: elongation factor like GTPase 1
Exons: 20
Coding region: 45-3488 (1147 amino acids)
Biological process (GO): cytosolic ribosome assembly
Cellular component (GO): ribonucleoprotein complex; cytosol
Molecular function (GO): GTP binding; GTPase activity; ribosome binding
Source: RefSeq, a predicted model, not a curated record